AGCUCCAACACGCUGGAUGCCAACCGAUCUGUCUAUGACAUCUUCUCACUGCUCUUCAGCGAUGGCGCCUACCACAUACAAAGUCAGUGUGUGCCGUGUGUGUGCGGGUGGAGGGUGGAUGUGUGUGUGUGUGUGCUUGCAUGGAUGCAUGUACGCAUGUUUGCAUGUGUGUGUAUGUUUUCAUGUCCCACGUAUGUGUAAAUGUUCUAUCUGCAUGUGUCCUGCUGUCUUAGAGUAAAAGGUGUCAUAGUCCUAUCAGUAUUACUGUGUCCUGCUGUCUUAGAGUAAAAGGUGUCAUAGUCCUAUCAGUAUUACUACAACGUACACCAAAUUAAGUAUGUGACUCUUCAUCUCUAACUAACAAUAACGUUGUCCAUCUCCACUCAGGCGUGGGUGGAAAGUUCUGGUACGUCUCCAGCAGCGGCCUGGUGUGCUCAGACGGAGACAAGCCUGAGGACUUCUUCCUGGAGUUCCUGGAGCACGGGCGAGUGGGAAUCAAGGGCAAGAACGGCAAGUACCUGCGUGGGGACAGCGGCGCGCUGAAGGGUGACGCCGCAACCGUGGACCCCUCCUGUCUAUGGGAGUACUAA
Molecule: messenger RNA, 590 nt
Organism: Coregonus sp. 'balchen'
Lineage: Eukaryota; Metazoa; Chordata; Actinopteri; Salmoniformes; Salmonidae
Source: the annotation of a GenBank genome assembly